AUGGGAAACGGAUGCUGCCAUCGUUCUGCAGUUCGCAUACAAGUAGGCGAGCCUAGAGAAGAAAAGCCAAAUAUUGUUCGUUUAAAUCUCCCAACACAGCUUGAGCAAGCUCGCCAGCGCAAAAGCGUCCUUUACCAAGGCGAAGCUUCCGAAAAUACCUUUACAGAUCUCUCCACUCCUCGUACUGGUAAAAUCAUUAGAUGAAAGCGUGGGGAACUAAUUGGUGAAGGAGCCUAUGCAAAAGUCUACCAAUGUAUGAAUAUUGAAACAGGAGAACUUUUAGCCGUCAAACAUUUUAGAGUAAUUUUUACAUAUAUCUUUAUAAAUAAAUAUUUAAAUAUUUUUUAUUUUUUAUUAAAAAUUUUAUUUGUUAUUAAUUUUAGUAUAGCUAAGCGAUGACCCCAAAAAAAUUGAACGAGAAUUCAUAAACUUAAAAAAUGAGAUUACUUUAUUAACUCCCCCAAACAAUUAAAAAUGAACUAAACAUUGAUAUAAUUCCAAUUAAUGGCAAAAUAAUUUUAAUUCUAUAGCUAAAAAUGAUAAUUUUACAAAACCUCGAAAUGGUGCCAGAAUCAAAAAUUAUUCAAUUAGGACUUUAUAACGAUAAUUUUUUUUAAAAACAAAAUAAAAUCCCCUAAUUGGAGCAGAAUUAUUUUGAUGCAAUUUUAAUGGGAAGGGAAGUAAGAGAGUUAAACCACCCUAACGUUGUCCAGUAUUAUCAGACAGAGCUUUCUAACGAAAUGACUUCUAUUGACGUCAUGCUUGAAUACGUGCCUGGAGGCUCUUUAAAAAAAAUUUUGCAAAAAUACGAUUUUCUUGAAGAAGAAGUCAUAAAAAACUAUGGAAAACAGCUUGUAAGAGGACUUGCCUAUUUGCACGAAAACGGGAUUAUUCAUAGAGAUUUAAAGUCUGCCAAUGUAUUGGUGACGACAAGUGGAAUUGUUAAACUGACUGAUUUUGGGUCAUCUAAAAAAUUUUUAGAAAAUGAAGGGAAAUUGUCUCGAUCUUUGAAAGGAAGCCCGUAUUGGAUGGCUCCAGAGGUGGUGUUAAGAGAAGGCCAUACUUAUUCAGCUGAUAUCUGGUCUCUAGGAUGUGUUUUAAUAGAAAUGUCAUCUGGCCAGCCACCUUGGUCAAAUUAUUCAAAGGACGCAAAGGAGGUACUAAAGCUGAUUUCAACCCCAGAUAACUACCCUAUAAUACCUAAGUGCUCAAGGACAUUAAAAAGUUUGAUACAUAUGUGCUUACAGAGAGACCAGUUCUUGAGACCCACAGCUCAACAAGUACUUGAGCACGAGUUUUUUGUUGAAAAUUCAAAUGAAGACUGCUCGUUGACUUCUACGAGACCUCUUUAA
Molecule: messenger RNA, 1352 nt
Organism: Blepharisma stoltei
Lineage: Eukaryota; Ciliophora; Heterotrichea; Heterotrichida; Blepharismidae
Source: the annotation of a GenBank genome assembly